This is a messenger RNA of Aspergillus piperis CBS 112811, 929 nucleotides long. RefSeq names its product pyridoxal 5'-phosphate synthase glutaminase subunit PdxT. Gene Ontology annotation, cellular component: cytosol; glutaminase complex. Bases 20 to 847 code for a protein of 275 amino acids. The transcript is spliced from 2 exons. Gene Ontology annotation, molecular function: glutaminase activity. The record is from RefSeq and is a predicted model, not a curated record. Gene Ontology annotation, biological process: pyridoxal 5'-phosphate biosynthetic process; pyridoxine metabolic process. NCBI's taxonomy places the organism in Eukaryota, Fungi, Ascomycota, Eurotiomycetes, Eurotiales, Aspergillaceae.
UCACAUUCUAUACUUCGCCAUGGGCUGCAUCACUGUCGGCGUGCUCGCCUUGCAAGGCGCCUUCUACGAACAUAUCCAGUUGCUGAAGAGUGCGGCCGCCGAUUUGCCCGCCAAAGACCGCAGUUCCGCCUCGCAAUGGGACUUCAUCGAAGUGCGCACCCCGCAGGAACUCGAGCGAUGCGAUGCGCUGGUGCUGCCCGGAGGCGAAAGCACAACCAUGGCCCUUGUUGCCGCUAGGUCUAACCUUUUGGAGCCUUUGCGAGACUUUGUCAAGGUCCAUCGGAGGCCUACUUGGGGUACCUGCGCCGGUCUGAUCCUCCUCGCUGAGUCGGCCAACCGCACAAAGAAAGGUGGUCAGGAUUUGAUCGGUGGGUUGGACGUGCGUGUCAAUCGCAACCAUUUCGGCCGACAGACCGAGAGUUUCCAGGCCCCUCUCGACCUGCCCUUCCUGGGCGCUAAUCAGCCCGCCUUCCCCGCCGUCUUUAUCCGCGCCCCCGUCGUGGAGAAAAUCCUCCCUCACCAAGAGGGCGAACAAGUGGCCGAGGCCCAGCGUGAAGAAACUGUCAUUGCGCCGGCGCGCCAGGCGGAAGACGAGGUCGCUCGUCAAGCCAUGGCAGAUAGUGUGGAGGUUUUGGCAGCUCUGCCCGGACGGGCUGCCAGAUUGGCCUGCCAGGGAACGCCCAUUAACGCCGAUGACGAGACGGGGGACAUUAUCGCGGUCCGCCAAGGGAACGUCUUUGGAACAAGCUUCCACCCGGAGCUGACUGACGAUGCCCGCAUCCACGCGUGGUGGUUGCGCCAGGUCGAGGAAUCAGUGAAGAAAAGACAUGCCGCGCAUCACACAUAAAGAGGCAACAUCAUGACUGAUGAUGCAUAGCGUUGGGGUAGUGGAUGUAAAUUUUUCUUUCUUGAAUGCCUUUCUAGCAAUG